AUGGCGAAUAAACAGCCACUGAAAACGACGUUUGACGUCGGCCAUGUUAUUCGGCCUGUAUUCACAGGAGGCUCUGUCGCUCUCGACAAUGGCGCCCGCAUCCUCGCCACUGUCCUUGGAGAGGACGCCGUCCUCACCGAUCCGUCAAAUGGCAAGCACCUUGCCCAGAUCGAGGGUGAUGGAGAGCUCAUUUCCACAUUGACUUUGACGCCCUCUGGUUCACAUCUCAUCAUCUGCAGCCGGAGCUUGUCAAUGAGAAUUUUUGCGCUGAAGCGUUCAGAGGAGGACAGCUCUAUUGAAGCCUCUCUUAUCAGAACACUAAAGCCUCACGGGACACCUGUCGUCGUCCUCGCUGUUGAUCGCACCAGCACCUUGCUCGCUACCGGAGGAACAGACGGUGCUAUCAAAGUCUGGGAUAUCGCAGGAGGAUAUGUCACACACACUUUCCGCGGGCCCUCGGUGCUCGUUUCAGCCCUCCACUUCUUCGAGGUCGCCGCUCGUUCCAAGGACGCCGUUCAAUCGCGCAAGGGAAAGAAGGGCUCGAAGCGUCAGGACGAUUCGGAUGAGGAGGAUGAGAGUAUGAGCGCGACGAACUUCAGACUAGCCUCCGGCAGCCAGGACGGUAAGGUGAGGAUUUGGGACCUCCACAAGCGCAGCUGCAUCGCCAACCUCGACUCCCACGUCUCUGACGUCCAAGGACUGGAUUACUCGCCGGAGCAGCACGCCCUUGUUACUGCCGGCCGGGACAAGACACUGAUCUGGUGGGAUACCAAGUCUUGGAAAAUUCGAAAGAUUGUCCCUUGCCUGGAACUCGUGGAAGCCGCUGGAUUUGUCGAAGAUGGACAGCUCACCUACUCGGCUGGUGCAAACGGAUCCCUCCGUUUCUGGAACACCGACACCGGAUCGCAGGUCUCUCCAGCCGUGGCAGCUAAGAGCGAGGAGGAGGGUAUUGCUUCCGCUAUUUACCGCCCUGGCCUUCCCUUCAUUAUGUGCGUCCAAGUCGACCACACCUUGGCUCUAUAUCGGGUACCAAGGAACGACGAAUCAGCCCUGACGGUGCCAGAGCCAUUCCGAAGAAUCUCUGGAACUCACGAUGAAAUUAUCGACUUGGGCUACCUGCUGCCUGAUCAUUCGCUCCUUGCCCUGGCCACAAACUCGGAGGACAUCAGGCUGGUAUCCGUUGCCGAGACCAAGAAGGACGACGCGGAAGCUGUUUGGGAAUCGGGAGCUACGCCUUACUUUGGCCAGGAUGUCGCACUUCUCAAGGGUCACGACGAUAUUGUUAUUUCUCUAGACAUCGACUGGUCCGGUCACUGGAUCGCAACCGGUGCCAAGGACAACACUGCCAAACUAUGGCGUGUUGACCCGGAGAAUGAUUCCUAUACUUGCUGGGCUACCUUCUCAGGUCAUGCUGAAUCCCUAGGAGCUGUCGCCCUUCCCAAGUCUAUUCCCCCUGAGUCCUCAGCUGCGCGAUCAAAGCCCCUUGAGCACCCCCCAGCCUUCAUCUUGACCGGUUCACAAGAUCAGACCGUCAAGAAGUGGGAAAUACCCCGAACCGCCCAGCAAAAGGGCGGCAAGACCGGCUCCCGAGCCGUCUUCACUCGCAAGGCCCACGACAAGGACAUCAAUGCGCUCAAUGUCCACCACUCCAGCCAGCUAUUCGCAUCCGCAUCCCAGGAUAAGACGGUCAAGAUCUGGUCUGUUGAGGAGGGCGAGGUCCAGGGCAUUCUGCGUGGCCACAAGCGAGGAGUCUGGUCGGUCCAGUUCUCACCCGCUCAGCUACCCGCUGUUCAGGGCGAGGACGGCCCUGUUACCGGCAAGGGCGUGGCGCUCACAGGCAGUGGUGACAAGACAAUCAAGCUGUGGAGUCUUUCUGACUACACUUGUGUCAGGACUUUUGAAGGCCACUCAAAUAGUGUUUUGAAGCUGGCCUGGCUCAAGUCCCCUUCAGGCCAAGAGCAAUCGAAGAAGCGUGUUCAAUUCACCAGCGCUGGCGGAGACGGCCUCGUCAAGGUCUGGGAUGCAAACUCAGGAGAAACUGAGUGCACCCUUGAUAACCACGAGGACCGAGUGUGGGCAGUUGCUGUGCACCCAGAGACCAACACCAUUGUCUCUGGCAGCGGCGACUCGACCGUCAGCUUCUGGAAGGACACCACCUCUGAGACUCAAGCUGCAGCAUCACGAGCGGCGCUUGAGAUAAUUGAGCAGGAACAGGAGCUGCAAAAUCACAUCCAUGCUGGAUCAUAUCGCGAGGCCAUCACGCUUGCUCUUCAGCUCAACCACCCCGGGCGUCUCCUGAGUUUGUUCACCACUGUCAUCACCUCAAGCAACCCCGAUGCUGGGAGUCUCUCAGGCCUCAAGGCCGUUGACGAGGUCCUGGGCAAUCUCUCCGAUGAGCAAAUAUUCCUCCUCCUCCUGAGGCUGCGAGACUGGAACACAAAUGCCCGCACGGCGCCAGUGGCACAGAGGAUCCUGUGGACCAUUAUCCGAAGCUACCCCGCGUCCAAGUUGUCGAACCUGUCUGUUAAGGGAGCCAAGGGGCAGAAGAGUCUCAAGGAUGUCUUGCACGCCAUCCGGGUCUAUACUGAGAGACACUACAAGCGGACGGAGGACUUGGUUGAUGAGAGCUAUUUGGUGGAAUAUACCCUGCAGGAGAUGGAUAGCAUUGCUCCGGCGCUGGAGGAGGCCAGCGAGGAGGUUGAUGUUGUCAUGGCUGGAUAG
Messenger RNA from Ilyonectria robusta, 2721 nucleotides. RefSeq names its product WD40-repeat-containing domain protein. Gene Ontology annotation, cellular component: 90S preribosome; nucleolus; small-subunit processome. Gene Ontology annotation, biological process: endonucleolytic cleavage to generate mature 5'-end of SSU-rRNA from (SSU-rRNA, 5.8S rRNA, LSU-rRNA); endonucleolytic cleavage in 5'-ETS of tricistronic rRNA transcript (SSU-rRNA, 5.8S rRNA, LSU-rRNA). The coding region runs from base 1 to 2721 and encodes 906 amino acids. NCBI's taxonomy places the organism in Eukaryota, Fungi, Ascomycota, Sordariomycetes, Hypocreales, Nectriaceae. The record is from RefSeq and is a predicted model, not a curated record. The transcript has 3 exons. Gene Ontology annotation, molecular function: U3 snoRNA binding; protein binding.